AUGGCCGCCAACUCGUCCAAGGGACAUCAGCUGCCCCGCCACAUAUCAGACAUUGUCAUUGUCGGCGGCGGAGUAGCCGGAUGUGCGAGUGCUGUGGCAUUUAGCAAGCAGGGACGGACGGUGGUGCUGUUAGAAAAGUGUCUGGCGCAGCCCGAACGCGUCGUGGGCGAACUGCUGCACCCGGGUGGUGUUCACGCCCUGCAUUCACUGGGCAUGGGAGACUGUCUGAGAAAUAUUGACGCCGUGCCAUGCCAUGGCUAUCGAGUCUCAUAUUUCAACGAAACCGUCAACAUUCCAUAUCCCGACGACCCAAACGCACCAGGUGAGCGCCCUAAAGGAUGCUCAUUCCAACAUGGUCGCUUCAUUCAAAACCUCCGUCAAGCGGCAGCAAAUGCACCGAACGUGACCGUAGUAGAGGCUAAAGCCACAGACCUCCUUCGCGAUGAACGCACGGGCAAGGUCAUCGGUGUGCUAGCAUACAGUGCCGGGGAUAAUAGGAAGGCUGCAGAGUACUAUGGCAGCCUGACCAUUGUCUGUGAUGGUUAUGCCUCAACAUUUCGGAAGAAAUACCUUCCCCACAAACCCUUAAGCCAGUCAAAAUUCUGGGCUCUAGAAUUGAUUAAUGCCAAGCUCCCGGAGCCUUACUACGGGCAUGUAUUUCUCUCUGAUGACCCUCCAAUCCUUGUCUAUCAGAUCAGUCCUCGCCAAACGCGAAUCUUCUUGGACGUUCCUACCGGCUUACCGAGUGCAAGUCCUGCUUCAGGUGGUAUCAAAGCCCACAUGCUUAAUGUAGUUCUACCGCGACUUCCAUCCGGCUGUCAAAAUAGCUUUCGUGAGGCUGUGGCUAGGGGAAAAUUCAAAAGCAUGCCUAAUUCAUUUCUUCCGCCUUCGCAACAGAAAGUUCCCGGCCUGCUGUUCCUCGGCGAUGCGUUGAACAUGAGGCAUCCACUGACUGGUGGCGGCAUGACUGUUGCAUUUAAUGACGUGCUAUUAAUCUCCAAGCUGCUUGCUCCAGAGAAUGUCCUUUCACUGGAUGAUUCCAACGCAGUGCUUGAGCAGAUAGGUCGCUUUCACUGGGCCCGAAAGCAGGGAUCCUCACUCAUUAAUAUCCUUGCAAUGGCACUGUAUACGCUGUUUGCAGCCAAGGAUACAACGUUAAGUGCAUUGAAAACUGGGUGUUUUCGAUACUUCCAAAUUGGUGGAAGGUGUAAGCAAGAGCCCUGCGGCAUGCUUGCGGGUCUUAUACGGUCGCCAUGGGUCCUUGUUUAUCAUUUCUUUGCUGUCGCUUUCUAUUCUGUCUGGCUGGUCUUGGCCGAGGCUCCCACGUGGAAGAUACCGUACGAAGUAGUCACGGCGACUUUGAUCAUCUGGAAAGCCUGUUGCGUCAUUGGGCCUUACUUAAUAUGGGAGCUCAUGCCCUAA
This is a messenger RNA of Aspergillus udagawae, 1422 nucleotides long. Its product is annotated as squalene epoxidase. The transcript is spliced from 3 exons. Gene Ontology annotation, biological process: ergosterol biosynthetic process. The coding region runs from base 1 to 1422 and encodes 473 amino acids. NCBI's taxonomy places the organism in Eukaryota, Fungi, Ascomycota, Eurotiomycetes, Eurotiales, Aspergillaceae. Gene Ontology annotation, cellular component: membrane; endoplasmic reticulum. The record is from RefSeq and is a predicted model, not a curated record. Gene Ontology annotation, molecular function: flavin adenine dinucleotide binding; squalene monooxygenase activity.